This is a messenger RNA of Eimeria tenella, 850 nucleotides long. RefSeq names its product diacylglycerol kinase, putative. NCBI's taxonomy places the organism in Eukaryota, Apicomplexa, Conoidasida, Eucoccidiorida, Eimeriidae. Gene Ontology annotation, molecular function: ATP-dependent diacylglycerol kinase activity. The annotation marks the transcript as partial. The record is from RefSeq and is a predicted model, not a curated record. The transcript is spliced from 4 exons.
CCUCCGGAACAUAGUGGAGCACUGCAUGCGCGCCACUGUGGUGUAUCAUGACCUUUGGUCUGUCAAAGUCACUUUGAAGCCAGGAGGACAUUUCAACAGAAUCAAUUCAACUACAAGAAAAAAGGAAGUGGUGGAGGCUGAGGGGGAGCCCGUGAAGGAACUUUCCUUCACCAUGAGCAACUACUUCAGUAUGGGCGUUGAGAGCCGCAUCGGCAGAGGCUUCGACAGAUACCGAACCAAGUCGCAAGUCUUCAACAAAAUGAGGUAUGGCAUUGAGGGCUUCAAAAAGACAUUUGUGACACGGACAAAAAGCAUAAAUGAAAUUAUCUUGGACCUGAGGAUACACCCCAACACCCCAGAAGAACAGACCCUCUUCACCACCGACAAAGCAGCAGCAAAGGCUCAGCAGCUGCCGCUGCUCAACAGUAAGAUGGCACCAAAGGCUGCUGCAGCGGCAGCAGCAGCAGCAGCGUCAGCCCUAACCACAGCAGCAGCAGCAGCAGCAGCAGCAGCUAGCGCAGUGCGGCCAGCAGCGCGCCCAGCAGCGGCAGCAGCAGUUCGCUCCGUCAGCAGCAGCAGCCCUACCCACAGCAGCAGCAGCAGCAGCAGCAGCAGCGUGCGGUUCGCGUGUGCGCCUGCUGCAGAAACGGCUUCUUUGGUGGUUUUGAACAUUCCGAGCUUCAGCGGAGGAAACGACAUAUGGGCUCCUUCAAAGAAACUUGCAACAAGAAUGUUUGACAAACAAAAACAGAAACAAAACAAGGAGCUGCUGAAAGUGCCGCAGCAAAUGGGAGAUGAGAAACUUGAAUUUAUGACCUUCAAGAAUAUUCCCUCAUUAGGAAUGGAGUUU